UUUUUUUUCUUUUUUUUCUUUUUUUACGUUAUCUCAAGUAUAACACAAGCAACGAUUAUUGAAAUAAAAGAGAAGUUUGUAGAUGGCUCAACGAUCGCACGUAUAUGUGUACUUACUUGCGUGAAUAUAAAACGAACGGUGUUUGCCGAAUACGGUCUCGACAAUUUCUCUUUCGAGUUGUGGAUAGACAAAAAUUUUCUUCUCUAAAGGAUUAGAAAUGAACGGGGAUGGAGAUAAGGGAAAGUACAUGUCACCUCAUGGCUCGAAAACCUGGGAGUAUCUAGCGAUCUUCGUUUGUACCGUGUUAACUUUGUGCAUUGGUAUAUUGUUCGGAUGGAAUUCACCGACGAUCGUAUUGCUGUUAAAACCAAAUUCGCCAAUUCCUGUUACCAUCUCGGAUAUAUCAACUUUAACGGCUUCGUUGACGUUAGCUCAAAUGUUAGGAUCAUUUAUCAAUAUGUUUGCAAUUGACAAAAUUGGAAGGAAAUACACGCUAUUGUUUUGCGGUCUACCAAUCGUCGCCAGUUGGUGUUUAAUCAUAGUCGCGAAGAGCGUCUCAGUAUUGUACGUAGCAAGAUUUUUCUCCGGUAUCUCUGUAGGAUUGGUUUUCAUCAUUACACCGAUGUAUUUGGGUGAAAUAUCAUCGAUAAAGACACGUGGUAUUAAUGGAACAUUAUUAGGAAUCACAUCUAAUCUCGGUAUCCUGUUGUCUUAUAUAAUAGUACCCUAUCUAACGAUAACAACAACAGCCAGUAUUUUUCUAAUCCCAUCGAUCUGCUUCGUCAUUCUCCUUCCUUUCAUACCAGAAUCACCAUAUUAUCUCGCAAUGAAAGGUAAAAUUGAGGAGGCCGAAAAUGUUUUAGAAAAAUUGCGCGGUAAAAUUGACGUUUCCGAGGAAUUAAAUAUGAUCCUUGAAUCAUUGAAGAAAAAGGAUGAAAAUAAGGGAGGAAAUAUGAGCACGUUGAAGGAGAUAUUUAUGAUCAAGGGAAAUAGACGAGCCUUCUUAAUAAUCCUUUUAUUCGUCACAUGUAAUCAUUUCAGUGGUUUCAUAACAAUGAUAAUUUAUGGACAAUUGAUAUUCAAAGAAACGUUAAGUGGAAUGUCUCAUUAUACCGGGAACAUAAUUGUCGGUAUUGUAUUGUUAUUAUCAUCUAUAUCAAUGAUUUUCUUUGUCGAUAAAUUAGGUCGUAAACCAUUGAUAUUCGUAUCCGGUAUUAUAAUUGGAUUUUGCAAUCUCACCAUUGGUUCUUUCUUUUACGUUAAGGAUUAUAUCAACGAGAACAUAUCUACGUAUUUUUUAAUACCAUUAAUAGCAUUUAUUAUAUUGAUUUUCUUUUCUAAUUCAAUGUCCAAUCUUAUGUUGAUCAUGAUAUCCGAAAUAUUCUCGAUCGAAGUAAAAGCCUUUAGUUCUUGUGUCAUUGGUAUUGCCGGUGGUUUAUUUGGUACGAUUGUUAGCAAGCUUUAUAUUUUUAUUUCUAUAUAUCUGAAUUACGGCCAUUCUGUUCCCUUUUUUGGAUUUUGUAUUAUCAUUUGGAUAAUUAUCUUUAUAUUAUUUAAUUUAGUACCGGAAACAAAAGGCAAGACAUUUCAAGAGAUUCAACGAAAAUUAAAUAAAUGA
Vespa velutina is the source of this 1618-nucleotide messenger RNA. Its product is annotated as facilitated trehalose transporter Tret1-like. NCBI's taxonomy places the organism in Eukaryota, Metazoa, Arthropoda, Insecta, Hymenoptera, Vespidae. The transcript is spliced from 3 exons. Gene Ontology annotation, biological process: transmembrane transport. The coding region runs from base 218 to 1618 and encodes 466 amino acids. The record is from RefSeq and is a predicted model, not a curated record. Gene Ontology annotation, cellular component: membrane. Gene Ontology annotation, molecular function: transmembrane transporter activity.